This is a messenger RNA of Cetraspora pellucida, 468 nucleotides long. NCBI's taxonomy places the organism in Eukaryota, Fungi, Glomeromycota, Glomeromycetes, Diversisporales, Gigasporaceae. The record is from the annotation of a GenBank genome assembly.
CUUAUGGAAUCUCAAGUUUUAGAUUUAGAAACUUCUGAAUUAUCAGAAAGUUUAUAUGAAAAUAACAAAACUCUUAAAAAACACUAUUUGAUUAAUAUUUCUGGACCACUGCCUCACAUUAACAAAAAAAUUAAACUUUCUAUUAAUAAUAUAUUUUCUAAUUGGGCAAUUGCAGAGCAUAUUAUACAUUACAGUUAUCAAAAAGGAUUUGUUGCUAUUAAAGAUGCUAAUAUCUCGUUAAAUUCACAAGAAUUUGUAUAUGAUAACAAUUUUAUUGAAAAUACCUAUGAUAUUUCACAAUCAUAUUUGUUAGCUUUAAUCACUAAAGAUGAAUAUCUCCUUGCAAAACAGGCUAUUAUUUUACAAGAUGAUGAUGAAAAUAAUUGUAAAUUAGAAGGUUUCUUAAGAAACUAUAUUGAGAAAAAAAAACUUAAAUGUGAAAGACAAACACAACAAAAGGAACUUUGA